Molecule: messenger RNA, 1578 nt
Organism: Talaromyces atroroseus
Lineage: Eukaryota; Fungi; Ascomycota; Eurotiomycetes; Eurotiales; Trichocomaceae
Exons: 6
Coding region: 1-1578 (525 amino acids)
Biological process (GO): transmembrane transport
Cellular component (GO): membrane
Molecular function (GO): transmembrane transporter activity
Source: RefSeq, a predicted model, not a curated record
AUGAGAUCGGCCAAACCGAUCAUUCACUUUGGACUCGGUCCUUAUCUCCGAAACCUGGGGAAAGCUGAUUCUGGCGUUGAUAAGCGCGCAGGCAUGUAUACAGCAAGACGACAGCAGCUUGAUAAUAUGACAAUGGAGUCCAUCGACGACAUGAAGCUGAGCACCGUGGAUAACGAGAAAAACGAGGUCGCGCUUGUGGGCGAGGUUAUCGAUCCGCAGGUCAGCAAGCGUUUGAAGCUCAAGGCAGACUUUAUCCUCCUCCCUUUGUUAACCAUUGGAUACUUGUUCAACUCGCUCGACCGCAGCAACAUGUCAAAUGCCUAUACUGCCGGCCUCAGCGAGGACCUCCACCUGGUCGGGAACCAGUACAACCAGGUGUUGACAUACUAUCAGAUUCCAUUUAUCGUCCUGGGACCGGUGAUAGCAAUGGUCACAAAGCAAGUCGGCGCCGCCUGGACGAUUCCCGGAAUGAUGCUGGUGUUUGGCGCUGCCUCGCUGGCAACAGGAUUCGUCAAGAACUUUGGGAGCCUGGUUGCCUGUCGAGUCCUCGUUGGCGCCGCUGAGAGUGGCUUUCUCGCAUCAGUGUUCUAUUAUUUGUCUAUAUGGUACACCCGGAAAGAGCUAGCUAGUCGCGUGGGUAUAUUCUAUGCUGCCCUAGUAGCAUCAUCCGCUUUUGGGGGUCUCCUUGCAUAUGGAAUGUUCCAACUCCAUGGCGAUUACUUCCGAUGGUCCUACCUCUUCUUUCUAGAAGGCGGACUGACUCUGACCUGGGGCUUUGUGUUCAUCUUCACCCUGCCAUCCAACACCCAAACCGCCUGGUUCUUGACCGAUAUCGAGAAGAAGGUAGCGCAAAUCAGGUUAGAGGAGGACUCGGUGACAACACUUGACAAUACUUUCCAUUGGAAGAAGGCCCUGAGCGAGUUCUAUACUCCGCACGGCUACAUUCGUAUGGCGUUUGCCUUUGUUGGCGGGACUAUUCUGACAAGUAAUGCCAACUUUUUAGCCAUCAUUGUUGAAAGGCUGGGCUUUGGCACGGUGAAGACGAAUUUGUACACCGUAGCCCCAGCACUCGUCGGAGCUGUUGUUCUGGUAGCCUUUUCCAAAUGUUCCAGUCAUUUUCAAGAGCAUGGCUUGCCCAUCACGAUCACAGCCAUCAUCAGCUUGGUAGGGUAUAUUCUCCUAACCGUCGUCGACCCUUACGACACGGGCGUUUUAUACUUUGCCAUCUUUGUGUGCACCAUGGGGGCCUAUCCCCAAAUCCCAAUUGGCGCUUCGUGGACAAUGGCCAAUAUCCCCGACCUGAACGCACGAGCGAUGACCAACGGGCUGUAUGUGGCGGUUGGAAACUGCGCGGGAUUGCUGUCAAGCAAUAUCUAUAUCCAGCGCCAGGCCCCGCGAUAUAUCACCAUGUUGAUUACGAACCUGGCCAUGUCUGCCGUUAUGACGUUGGCAGGUAUAACGUAUGGCGCCUGGAUGCGGUGGGAGAAUCGCCGUCGGGACAGGCUUCAUGGCCAAGUCCCAGCUAGAAGUGAGGGUGUAAAAGGCACGCGAGAUAUGAAUUUCCGGUUUAAAUAUUAG